CGGAACACAUGGGUUCUUGAAGUAUUUUCAAAAUUUUUAAAUGACAUUUACACUAGACAAAGGUGUUCCCUGUUUGCUCGGCUGUUGUACUUCUUAACAUUCUUUGGCUGCAGAUUCAUUUGGUUUUGUUCUUCAUCUUGUCUCUGUGAGCUGAUGGAGGGAUGUAGGAGUGUGAUGGCAGCCCUGUCUAAGAACGUGCUGACAGUCAACAUGUUACUGAGUGUCUUCUGUUUUUCAGGAGUUCAGACUGAUUGUGGCAAGACACCAGCCCUCGAGAUCACUGCACCAACGGAGAUUAACGCUCUGAGUGGAUCCUGUUUGCUAAUCCCAUGUAGCUUUAGACAGAAAUCAGGGGAAACGUUUGAGGGCAAUAGAAAAACAUUUGGAGUUUGGAUUAAAAGUGAGCCAGAGUUUAAAAGGAAUCCUUUAAAUGUCAUUUACAACAGCAGUAAGUCAAAAAACAGCUAUGAAAUGAGCAUUACUGGACACCUGAGUGAGAAGAACUGCACCACGGUGUUGUCUCAUGUAACCUCAAGUCAAGCAGACAAAUACUUCUUCAGGAUUGAGAACGAGUCGAUUAGAGCAACAGCUUCCUGUGAUCCUGUUCAUUUAACAGUUAGAGAUUCUGCUUGGAGCCCCAGGAUAGAAAUCUCAGGUGAUAUGAAGAAGAAGGAUUCUGUCACCAUAACCUGUUCAGCUCUCACUCCCUGCCCACACUCACCUCUUGAACUCACCUGGAAUCUCCAACAAGGCUCUCACAGGCAGAUAGAGAAGAACACAGAUGGAACGUUUACAACUAAAAUCCAGCAGACCAUCACUCUGUCAGACACACACGAUGGAUCCAACAUCAUCUGCUCUGUCAGAUACCCUGUAGAUGGAGGAAAACACAACAAGGCAGCAAAGACAGAAGUGACUCUCAGUGUUUCCUAUGCUCCCAAAAACACCUCAGCAGCCAUCCGUCCAUCAGGAGAUAGCUGGGUGUACCUGAACUGCUCCAGCAGAUCAAAGCCCCCCAUCAGCUGCUUCACCUGGUUCAAGAAGAGCAAACAUGGAGCCAUGAAAGUAGCUGAAGGAGACGUCAGAUUAACCGUCUCUGAGGGAGCAGUUUACUGCUGUGAGGCCAGUAGUGAAGGAAAUGAGAGUUCCCGACUUUUGACAUCACUUUUUUCAGUGUUAGGUGUUGUGCUCGUCUGUCUGCUCAUCGUUUCUUGGGUUUUUAAGAUAAAACAUUUUACUCCACAACAGCUCAAAUCUCAAACUACAGAGGAACCUGAUCUUCAAAUGCGAGCCAAUGAAACUGAGGAAGAGGUCCAGUAUGAGGAUCCAAACGUGUUCACAAACAGACCUCAGGCUUCCUCCAUGCAGAGCAGCAGACAGCAGCAGGACACAGUGUAUGCACAGAUCAAAAUCUCCAAGCCAAAAAACAACUCAGCACAGUCUGCUGACUGCACAGAGGUCACCUACUCACAAGUGAAGAGAUACUGACUGUCAGGAUGUGAGAUUUUGGACUUUGUUUGUGGUUUGGUGUUUUUGUUUUACUAGAUGCUCUUGUUUGAAGUUUUUGUAUUCUUGUUCUGACAAUUCUGGUUUCCUUUUGCCUCCCUGUCUG
Messenger RNA from Girardinichthys multiradiatus, 1609 nucleotides. Its product is annotated as B-cell receptor CD22-like. The record is from RefSeq and is a predicted model, not a curated record. The coding region runs from base 154 to 1485 and encodes 443 amino acids. Lineage: Eukaryota; Metazoa; Chordata; Actinopteri; Cyprinodontiformes; Goodeidae. The transcript is spliced from 8 exons.